CGUAGCCCAAAACACAAACACAUUAUGAUCAGCAAAGACCUGAAGCACAUAUCCAUCCUAUGCUUGUUCACCAGCGUAUUACUACUGAGUACUACGUCUAUAUCAGCCCAACGUACUUCUUUAGAUAAUGCAUUUGGACAACUUUACAGACCAUUUCGUUUGCUUGCAUUACAGAUUAUAGGACGUUCGAGUGAAGAUCCGCAAAAUAGGCAGCGCAUACGCAGUUUGGAGAAAGAACAAAAAAUAUAUAGCAAACGUACACGUUCAUUAGAUUCGUUUUGUGAUACCAAUGGGCCAGGACGCCGCAGUGAUACAGCACCGACAUCGGUGCAUCGUUUACGACCUGGCGAUAUUGAUGUUAUAGGUGCUAUGGGUGAUUCCUUGACAGCUGGUAAUGGCAUUUAUGGAACAAAUUUACUACAAGUAACAGUAGAAAAUCGUGGCAUGGUCUGGUCUAUUGGUGGUCAGGGAACUUGGCGGGAAUAUCUUACUUUGCCAAAUAUCUUAAAAGAGUUUAAUCCAAAUUUAUACGGUUACUCACUUAGAGAUGGCUUAUCAACAGACCGUAGUUCAAAAUUCAAUGUUGCCGAACUUGGUGCGAUGUCACGUGACAUACCUUAUGAAGCAAAAAUUCUAGUCAAAAGAAUGCAAAGGGAUCCAUUGGUUAAUAUGACCGAUCAUUGGAAAAUGAUUACGCUAUUGAUAGGCAAUAAUGAUUUUUGUACCGAUAUGUGUUAUUAUUCAAAUCCACAAGUUGUAAUUAAGCAACAUGAACGUAAUAUGUUAAAGGCUUAUCGCUACUUGCGUGAUACUGUGCCCAGGUUAAUACUGAAUAUUGUACCUCCACCAAAUCUGCGUUUACUAACAAAAUUAUCAGGUUUGCCACAACAUUGUCAAACUACAUUAAGAUUUGAAUGUCCUUGCUUGUUUGGGAAAAGCAAGUCUCAUUUAGACUACUACGAAAAAAUUAUGAAAGACUGGAUCGCCAAAGACAAGGAAAUUGUGGAACGAGAAGAAUUUAACACCGAUACAUUCACAAUUAACUUUCAGCCGUUCACAUUGAUUGACGAUUUUCCUCGUACCGCGAAUAAUAAUUCAGACAUUCGCAUGUUUUCUGCUGACUGCUUUCAUUUGAGUCAGUUGAGCAACGCGGCAUGUUCGAAUGUUUUGUGGAAUAAUUUAUUCGAGACGGACGAUCAGAAAAGUCAAUUUAAUGCUAAUAUUAUGGAGACUUUUAGAUGUCCAAGCGAGGAACACCCAUAUAUUGUUACAAGGGUGAACAGAAGAGCGGACUUUAAAGUUUAAAAUAUUAUUAGACUUAGUCAUUUAUUUAUUUUUAAUAUAAAUCUGUGAUAAUAUUUUUAAUAUACUAAC
Teleopsis dalmanni is the source of this 1374-nucleotide messenger RNA. Its product is annotated as phospholipase B1, membrane-associated-like. Gene Ontology annotation, biological process: phospholipid metabolic process. Lineage: Eukaryota; Metazoa; Arthropoda; Insecta; Diptera; Diopsidae. The record is from RefSeq and is a predicted model, not a curated record. Gene Ontology annotation, molecular function: glycerophospholipase activity.